Oldenlandia corymbosa var. corymbosa is the source of this 1216-nucleotide messenger RNA. Lineage: Eukaryota; Viridiplantae; Streptophyta; Magnoliopsida; Gentianales; Rubiaceae. The record is from the annotation of a GenBank genome assembly.
CUUUUAGGUUCAAACUCAAAAUCAAGACAAGACCUUGAUCGAAGAACUUUAUCACCUUCUCUAACAAAAUUAUCAUUGUUUAACUAAUCUUUUUGGUUUUGUUUUUAAACCAAGUUAUCAUCUACUAAUUUUUACUUGGGAGCCACCUCAGUCCUACACCAUUUCUUUACUUAUCUUAUCGCCCAACAUAAUUUUGGAAAAGGGCUUUGAAGUUUGGAUGGUGAUAAAUUAAAUAAACCAUUUCUAUUAAAUUCAAUUUCGAUUUUGCCAUGAAAUCCAGAAGAUAUGACAAUAUCCAGGAGCGCCGUCGCAAAAGGGGAAGAAGGGUUGUUACAGAGCCGGCCGGAACAAGAAUUUUACCAAUAGAUGAGGGCGGUGUCGACGACGAGGAUAGUAGUAACGUAUGUGUGUGGUUUUUGUCUGAAUCGCUGUGUAGACUUCCCACAAAAGAUGUGUUCAGGUUCACAUAUAUAUCUCAGGUCAUAUUGGUUAUUCCUUCACCGAAGCCCCGAGAUAUCCACAAGAUGGACAUGUUGUCUGCAGAAACAGGGGAAUGGGAAGAUUUGGAAGUGUGUUGCGAGCGUCCAGUUAUUCCAUAGUUGGGGAAGACCCUCUGUUCUGAAUGACACUCUUUUACUAGUUGGAAAGAGAAGUUGAAGACGAAGGAGGAGAAGGAAUCAUGGUCUAUGAUCCUUACCUAAAUCCCCAUAAGUUGAGGGUUAUCGAGCUUCCAUCUGAUACAGGGGAAAAACAGAGAGAUCCAAUUUAUGUAGAGUCUUCCCAUUGCGGUGUUUCUCAAGGAAGUCUCAUGUAUUUUGAAAUUACAAGAGCUCUUAAUCGAGUGAGGACUUUAAGGAUAUGGGAGCUCCAGGAGGAGAAGGACAACAAAUGGUGCCUUCAACAUGAAAUCCGGACUUCGCGAAUUGUUCUUCCUCCUUCUGAACUUGUCUUCUCUCAGCUUGAGGAAUUCAACCAGGCAACUUUUGUAUUGUAUCAUUCCACCCGUUUGAUAGAAAUGUUGUUUAUUUGUAUUGUGGUAUGGAAGAACUGGGGUUGGUGCCGUACGACAUGCGAACCGAGAGGGUUCAAGUUGUCCAUUGAUACGAUGAUGGUUUGGCUUCUGGAGCUUCUACAGAGAGAAAACAAGGUUCACCAUUUAACAUAGGAUAAAACUCACUUUUGACCACCAAAGUUGGGCCAAAUUGCACACCUAACU